AUGGGGGGAAGGGAGAGAAGUGAAGGGCAAAUGGAAAUGUUUAGAAGGGCUUUAGAGAUGUAUGGGCUCUCUGAUCUGGGACGGUGUGGGUAUAAGUUCACAUGGAGCAAUGGUCAUGGGGAUGAGUCUUUCGUAAAAGAAAGGUUGGAUCGGGCUAUAGCUAAUCAUGGUUGGGCUAGUAGAUUUCAAGAAAUGAGUGUGGAAACUCUAGUGACUUGGGUUUCAAACCACAAACCCCUUGUUCUUGCUGCUAAUAGGAGAGUACAAAGGUAUGUUAAGAGAAGAAAUUUGAAGUAUGAAAUGAGUUCGGGCUUGGAAGAGGAGUGUGGAAGAAUUGUGGAAGUUGAAUGGGAAAAGACCUUUGGUGUGAAUGAGCCACGAAAAAAGUUACAGAGGGGUCUAGCUGGGUGCAAAAACUCAUUGAGCAGAUGA
Messenger RNA from Juglans microcarpa x Juglans regia, 432 nucleotides. RefSeq lists its product as uncharacterized. The coding region runs from base 1 to 432 and encodes 143 amino acids. Lineage: Eukaryota; Viridiplantae; Streptophyta; Magnoliopsida; Fagales; Juglandaceae. The record is from RefSeq and is a predicted model, not a curated record. The transcript has a single exon.